ACUUGUUAAUGGUUGUUCUUCGUUGGGAACGUCGUCGUAACUGCUGUCUGCCAUUUUGAUUAUCAAUAUUGUGUUCAUCCCUUACAAUUAGUAUAAAACGAGUGGUGAAAUAUUAUCAUUAUGAAGAUAAUUUUAAAUACAUCAUCAAUUAGGAUACAUUAUAGUAUUUUACAUCAAGCACACCUAUGAAAGGUGUCUUAAUAAGAAAAUGAAUCGAAUGGUAACUUGGUCCAAACUCUAUGAGCUGCAGUUUUGUUACUAAUUCAUUGUAUUAUACAACUGUACAUACAAUACGUAUUAUAUAUAUGUGUAUAUAUUGUGUAUAUAUAUAUAUAUAUAUAUAUAUAUAUAUAUAUAUAAUAGUAACAAAGCAAAAUUAAUGUUAAUAUAACAAAAUACUACUGAAUUUUGGCAUGAUAUUUUACGCGUUUAUAUAUUAUUAACAUAAAGAACUGUCUCAAGUUUGCACUAUUGAAUUUAUAAAAUUCUACUAAGAUGGGUUCUCAACAAGAAGAUAGAUCUCUCAGUGGUGGAAUUUCUUUGCCACAGUGGAUGAAAGGAAAAAUGGAUAAAUUUGAUUUUGAUGAUACUACUUUCCAAAGCCCCCCAACUUAUGACGACAGUUUCUUUUAUAUAAGGUAUCAAAAGUCGCAGAAUUCUAAUACAUCACAACAAGGAUUGAAAGAUAUUCUGAGUGAGAAAAAUAUCGCAGGCUCUACAAAUCAGAGAAUUAAUAAAAAAUCUAUAUCUGAUUUAAGUGAGCCCAAACAAGUUGAUUUUAGCAAACAUCCUUUGCCAUGUCAUCCAUUUAUACCAGCUACAAAUAGUGCAGUUGGAGAUAUUAAACCUCAGAAAAAUCUAUUAACAGGAAAUAUAAAACCCAAGUCACAAGGGACAGACGACGGUUUCCACGGUGAACCAGCUCUUUGUGGCAAAUCGAUUGUUCACGUGGCCAAUCAAAUGAUGUCUGGUAAAUUCACCAAAUUAUUCACAUCAGAUUCACGUCAGCAACAAAUGGAGACUUCUGUGAAGAAUGUCAGCAAGUCGUUACCAGCAUCACCGCUGGCAACGCCAACAGGAACUCCAGAUAGUUCGCCGAAAGCACGCAGAAAAAUCCACGCUAACAGAUACUUCUCGGGUGCGUUCGUACCAGACAAAGAGAAAUAUCAAGGUAGUUGGAUUUUAGCCAGUAUAUUAGGUCAAUCUAGAGAAAUCGUUACUGCAAAAAUUGAUGAAGAAGAUGAAUUCUUUGCGGAUGUUGAACCGAACAAGCCACUUAAUCGAAAGAAAUCGAUAUCUUCGCAAAAUCUUACGUACAUAGGAAAAGAAGAAAAGUCGACGGAUAAAACGUCUGUUUAUGUAAAUGUGCCAUCUGAAUUAAGAGAGAUGAAUUGUUGGUCGCCAACUUCCAUGUGAAGUUUUAAAUUUGCUUUAACUUUCACCAUAGAACUAUUAAUCAUACUUAGAGCUCUGUACUUAUCUGCAGGUACAUUAAAUCGAGAUCAGACUACAUAUAGAUUAAGGAUUGUGAAUUGAGAAUAUGAUUGGAAUAUGAUCAAUUAGGAAACAUGAGUCACAAAAUUGGAAUUAUUUGUUCGAAUUCUAAUCUGUAGUUCGCAAUUCUUAAUCUGUCAUAUAUAUAUAUAUAUAUAUAUAUAUCUAUAUAAUAUAUAUAUAUAUAUAUAUAUAUAUAUAUAUAUAUAUAUAUAUAUAU
This is a messenger RNA of Odontomachus brunneus, 1714 nucleotides long. RefSeq lists its product as uncharacterized. The record is from RefSeq and is a predicted model, not a curated record. The transcript has 4 exons. The coding region runs from base 496 to 1416 and encodes 306 amino acids. Lineage: Eukaryota; Metazoa; Arthropoda; Insecta; Hymenoptera; Formicidae.